AUGCAUUCCGCAUCAACCGUUGUCGGUAAAGUUAUCCAUUAUGUCUACACGUGGAUCCCGGGAAAUGCCAAGAACGAUUCUAAAGAACCAGAAAAAGAUACUCGAAAACGGAAAAGGCGGGUUAAUUUUUCACAGUCUGUGAAAGAUCAAAGCGAGAUUACCUCACGUAUACAUGAAAGCUUUAAAAGCUCUAAGCAGCUUCUAAGUACACCGGACGGCUACAAGGUUUGUCUACACUUUCAGCGGUCGAAAGCCUACAAAGAAGACGGUGUAUUUUCUCAACAAAAAUUUCCAGGCUGCCAUCUCGAGGUAGUUGGCUACAAAUUUUUGUCCAACGAGAAAAAGAUCGGCAAAAGAUCUGCGCUUAAGAAGUGGUUACGUCAGCGCACUAACGUCGUGCACAAUGAGAAUUUCCAUUUGGAUGAGCGGUCCCAUGGAAAAAGACAUGAACUUUGUUUUAGAGAGGUUUUUGAAUGUUCCCCACGGCUGGCAGGUAUCAUUAGGGAACGUAUUUAAAUUCAAAUACUUUUAAGUUUACGGCGGCAGGGAGUUGCGCGGAGCGCGCGCUGGUCGACAAUAGUGAGCUUUAAUAAGCAAAGAGGUUUUUUGAGCGAAGUACGUCAACCGGAACCGGUGGUUUUGUCCAAAUUCUUAGACAGAUCGUCUCUAUAAUAGUAAAGACACUUAGAAAUACGAAUUUGGUAGCGUUAAGGUGCUUUAAAAUUUAAAAACCUCACUUCCGGUUGACGUGCGUCGCUCAAAAACGCCUUUGCAAUGAGCCCCCUGCCAGCGCUUACAUGGGGUCCAAACCGUAAUAGCCCGCAUCUUGGAGGUAAUUUAACCUCGGCCAGUUAGUAAACGUCUGCGGAGUAGUAGACUAAGAGUAGUCCUCCAUUUUUCCUCAGGGAUAGUAGAGCAAGCGAAACGCGAGCGCGCGUGAAAAUCGCGUUUCGCUCGCUCUACUAUCCCUGAGGAAAAAUGGGGACUACUCGUAAUCUAGCGGAGUAGCGCCGAGAUUAUUAUUCUGGGCCCCCAAAGAACUCAACAAAAUUCGAAUUAAUUUCUUCCAAGUUGAUUGGGCAAUAAUGAUGCAGCUUUGUCAAGAGCUGUUUCAUACGAAAUACCAGGCCAAAUGAAGGAAAGGACCUUUUUUGGCACGUUCUCAGGAUAGCAAGAGAGACACUUAGGCAAGUCAGCAAAGGUGUGCAGAGCAAACAAAUGAGUGGCCGCCAUGACUGGCGCCGACUGUUUAUGGGAACCAAAAUGAGAACCAAAAAUUGGAUGACAGCAGACAAUAAAUACAGAAAUGAACAAGAAUUUAGCAGACUAAAUCGUCCUAUUAACUGUCCAAACGUGUUUGUAACACCUGUGAAAGAGACAUGUUACGUAAGGAUGGCCUCAGUGCUGAGCCACCUCUAAAACUGCAAUCAACAUUACCUAGCCGAUUUUGGCCAGAUAGACGCAUGCUCACCAUAGCUACUGUUUCAAAAGGAGCCGAACACUGUGAAUUCUUCAAAAGUAAAGAUUUUGUUUAAUUCGCGAAUGGCCUAUUACAAUCAAUUCUCUCUAUAGCGGACACUUCAGAGACCUAGUGUUCUCAUUAGCGAGAGCUGAGUCCGAAAUAGAGGAGUUUAUUUCAGUCAAGAAUAUCUGUAGUUUAUUUUAUCCUGGGAUUUAGCUGCUGUCCGUAUUAUCGGGGUGUCUGUAAGGCGGGAGUUGACUGUACUUUGGCAAAAGGCUUACGCUAAACGGCACCUCUGAGAUAACGGGACCACAAGUGGCUCUUCUUCUUCCUUCGCGAUUAGCAGUACGUUGAACUUGGCUAAUUAAAAGCCUUUUCUACUUAGCCUCUCUCCACUGAUUUCCGCCUUUCGCCCUCAAGUACAGCUUAAACAACCCCCCGCCCCCACCCCCCGCCUCCUCCUCCUCCGCUCGUGGGGUAGUAAAUGACCGUAUAUGGUAUCUUGUUCUUGCAGAUUCCAGAUACCAAAGGGAAAACCUUGGACUCAAAGGAAGGAGACGGUUUCCUAGGAAACAAUGGUCAAAGGAAACAUUGCUCGGGACGAUUGACAGGGAAAUUAACGGCAGCUUAGUUGACUUGAAUGAAUCUCUAUCUGUCAUUAGAGUUAGGCCUUCUUGUGCGUAA
This is a messenger RNA of Porites evermanni, 2146 nucleotides long. Lineage: Eukaryota; Metazoa; Cnidaria; Anthozoa; Scleractinia; Poritidae. The record is from the annotation of a GenBank genome assembly.